AACAGGAUUUUAAACAAAAUCUCCUGAUACCACUUUCUUUCUGACUUUAUAUGGCAGAUACUUUUUUUUAUUUUUUAUUUUUUUACUUUUACCCAGGUGAGACUUUAGAGAACAGGCAGCGAUGUGUUUCUUCUCCAUAUCAUUUGGUGUGUGAUAGAAUGAGGGCUGAUGCUGCGAGCAAAAAUGUCUGUCAGGCACACAUCCCCCGAGUGAAUAUGUGUUGCUUGUGAGGGUGCUUGAGUGGAUCGCAUCUCGACACCCCGAGAAGAAGUCAGAUCUAACGCGCGCGCGCACACACACGCACGUACGCACACACAUACGGUCCAGUUCAGUGCAGUGAGCGGAGUACACGAGAGUGCUGGGAAGAGCGACUCCAAUCACUACCGCUGUUCCUGGCUGAAUUUCCCUGGCUGACGUCAGCUGACUGCCUUGGCUCUCCGCUCUCGCUCCUCCGGACACAGCGCCGCGUAAAAAUGCUGCUCUCUGUGCCGCCAAGGACAGGAAUCAACCCCUACAACGCCUACCCCAGCAAAAGCAACAAGAAGACAUAUGUGUCCUCCUCCAACCAUCAGAUGGCCCCUCCAAGCCCCAACAGCAACAACAGCAGCAAUGGCACCACCAUCAGCAAUGGCAGCAGCAGUGGGGGAGAGCAGCUGAGCAAAACCAACCUUUAUAUCCGUGGCCUCCACCCAGGAACCACAGACCAGGAUCUGGUCAAACUCUGUCAGCCAUAUGGAAAAAUCGUAUCCACCAAGGCCAUCUUGGACAAGACAACCAACAAAUGCAAAGGCUAUGGCUUUGUUGACUUUGACAGUCCAGCCUCGGCUCAGAAGGCGGUGACAGCGCUGAAGGCCGGUGGAGUGCAGGCUCAGAUGGCCAAGCAACAGGAGCAGGACCCCACCAACCUGUACAUCUCCAACCUGCCGCUGUCCAUGGACGAGCAGGAGCUGGAGAACAUGCUGAAGCCCUUCAGCCAGGCCAUAUCCACGCGCAUCCUGCGUGACGCCAACGGAACCAGCCGAGGAGUGGGCUUUGCCAGGAUGGAGUCAACAGAGAAAUGUGAGGCCAUUAUUCAACAUUUUAAUGGAAAAUAUAUCAAGACCCCACCGGGAGUUCCAGUGCCUCCCGAACCCUUGCUGUGUAAAUUUGCUGACGGAGGCCAGAAGAAGCGCCAGAGCCAAGGAAAAUAUCUGCAGAACGGUCGGCCCUGGACGAGAGACGGGGAGACUGGAGGAAUGACUCUCACCUAUGACCCCACCACAGCCUUACAGAACGGAUUCUACUCCUCUCCAUACAGCAUCGCACCCAAUCGGAUGAUUGGGCCAACCUCUCUGUCCCCGUACAUGCAUUCACCCGUGUCCACCUAUCAGGUACACAACCCAUCCUGGAUACAUCACCAGUCGUACAUCAUGCCGCCCACAGGAACAGUCCUGUCACCGGGAAUGGACCACACCAUGUCCAUCCAGCCAACCUCAAUGAUGGGGCCCCUCACGCAGCAGCUCAGCCACCUCUCCAUGGGCAGCAGUGGCACGUAUAUGCCUGCAAACACAUCUAUGCAGGGGACCUACAUACCCCAGUUCACCCAAGUGCCUGCCACCAACAUCUCAGUUGAGGAAAGUGCCGUCCAACAACCUGUUGCCAUAGAGACGCCCACGGAACACACAACCUACUCUUACCAGCAUAACAAGUGAAGAGAUUUUCCUCUGGAGCCGGUGUGACUCUCAAAGGGCCCAAGUGCUGAAACUCAGCGCAGUGACUCUGCAUCUAAGGCACCAGAGACUCGGGAGGAACACGUGCUGUUCCUAGGAAAGGACAUACAAACAUUCACACACACACACACACGAAAGGAAAUAGAUAUUUUCUAUAUUUUAAAGCAAACUCUUUUACUCCAAACAAGACAAGCUGGAGCGUAGCAGGGAGUGGGGGAAUGGAAAAACAGAACAAGGAGCAUCUAUUGUGACACACACAUACACACUACACAUUUCAUUGUUUUUUUGUUUUUUUUUUACUUUCUUUUCUGAAGUUACUCCGGAGAGCUAGAAUGAAACCAGGAGGAGGACAUUUCAGCACGACCUUUCUUUCUUUCUUUUUUUAUUUUUGUUUUUUUUUUAUUUUGUCAUCUUCUGUUUUGGCUUUUUUGUAAAAUAUGAUGUUUUUAUGUCUUUUUUUCUUCCUUUUUGUUUUUUUUAUUUGUAUGAUACCUUCAGACUUUAAACCUGCCUUUUUUUUGUACAUAAUUCUUCAUGUUGGUGUGAUUCUAACUUCAUGUGUUCUGGUUUGAUCGAUGCGACUAUUUGAGUAAAGACAAACUGAUUACAUACUAACAGAUAUGGUGCUGACAGGGAUUAGUCAGGUAAAUAUAUAUAUACAUAUAUAUAUAUAUAUAUAUAUAUAUAGGAGACCUCGUCUGGUGUGGUCUCGUUUUGGCUCUCAAAUAAUUUCUAGUUCCAACAAUCUCGCCGAAAAGCUUCAGACAAUCAGAAGAUUAUAAAGAAGAGAAAAACAUUUGUCGUAGGUGACAGACUUCACAGAGAAGACGUCUUUAAAAGAGAUUUAAAGCAUUCCAGAUGUUAUUAAUAUUAUUAUUACUAUGAGAGAGUUCUAAAUAUUGGUUGAGCUGCUCCACAACGAUAAAAAUCCAAAGUUGCUUAACAGGGAUCACCUCUCACACAGAGCUGCCUGUAAAUAAGAGAUUUAAAUGUGUUCAGGCUUUUCUUUAGAUUUCCAUUUUAUAUGUGAAGCGAUGCUUCUCUUAUUUUAAUAACUACAUUUUACCAAAUGGUCCGAGCACAGCGGUUAAUGUGUUGCUCUUGUUUUCCUUUUACAGAAAAGGGAAGCUGAAUCUCCACCAAAAUAAUAAUAAUAAUAAUUAAAAAAAAAAACGUGUAUUUUCUGAAGCAAGAAUUAGAUGUUGUUAUUAAAGUGUGUGAAGUUCUUAUUACAUAGACCUGGAGAUCAAUUGGUAAAGCACGGCUCUGCCCUGUUAUAUCUCCAGAAAACACUAUUUAGAUGGAUUAUUAGGGCCAGUAGGGCUGCAUGUCUGCAUCUACAUCUGCAUUUCUGGUUUUCACCUUCACGUUUUUUUUUUUUACAUUUGUUAUUUAAAGGUUUCCUUUGUUUUUUUGUUUUUUGUUUUUUUUAAAUUUUGCUUAAAUACUUUUAAGAUUGAUCCUAUUUUGCAAAGAAGCUUGUGUUUUAUUUUUGAUAGCAUGUUGUGUGCUUCACGUAGUGAGAAAUAGAAACUCUUCUUUGUUUGUUUUGAAAUUGUGAUUUUUGUUUUUGUACAUUUGCAUACAGGUUUUCAGUGUUGAUGUCAAAGAGGCUUUAAUAUUUUUUGAAACGACAUUUCAGUUCUGUCCGUGUCACCGAUGCUGGCACUUUAUUAAACGUCGACUCCUGUUCAUGGUUGAAAUCUUUAUGCUAGGUUCAGAUGCAUUGUUACACGGUUGUACCCCGAGCAUUUGGGAUCAACUCAAGAGAACUCUAUGUUCAAAACCUUGACUUACCUCAUCCCUGCCAGAGCGAUGUAGAUUCAGUUUGUGUACAAGGUUUCACAGGCAAUAACCAACUACAGUAGGUCUCGUGGCUGUUCACAGCUGGUACUGUGUCCAAAUCCUUUAACUAUUCCGUCCAAUGUUCGGAAAACACGCCCAAGGUCUGACGAUCUAUGCAAUUAAUUUAUUAUCUUCACAAAUGCAAUACUACAAAUAUCCAAGAGACACCUCAUGGGAUGAUGAUCACCUCAUCGUUCCACCUCACAUCCUGGCUCACCUGGCUUUUAUCUUCUGUUUGAAAUAGAUUUGCUUUCUAACACGUGCAUCCUUGGUUCUUUAAUUGUUCGUAAAAUUGCUACAUAAAAAGGGAACUGUUUCAUACCAAAAUGAUGUUAAUAGACUUGUAGUAAAUGUACAAACUCUAAAAAAGAAAAAGAAAAAAAAGAAUAAUAAUAAUAAUAUGGCAGGUUGGAUUUUUAUCUUGUCAAAGAUGUAAUUUCACCAUUCCAUCCAGCUCCUGUUACAUUUUGAGUCCCGCCUUGUUGUGUUUGUUGUUUCCCUUUUCGAGCAAUUGAAGCGGUUUUCUUCUCUUGAACCACAAAACCUUUUUUUUUCCGACUUCACAGAAAUGCCUUAGCUGUCACUGGAAGGGAUCGUGAAGUGCUACUCAAGUUUUGUUGGGCUCGUCCUCUGACUGGAAUCGUUUUCAUGCACUGCAAAUGUUGAAGAUGUUUAUCAAACUACUCUGAACACAGACCUAUGAAGAAAAGAAACAUUAAAGUCCCUACUUUGUUUUCCAUUGUCAUUCCAUUAUUUUCAUCCGUAAUGUUGAAGAAAAAACUGAGUGGUGGAUAAUUGAGAUUAUUGCUGCUAUUUUUUUUUUUUUUUAAAUUUAGAAAUCUUUCAGCUGAAGGGUCAUUCGAUAUAUCAAGUCACAUAUGGGGUCAGUUUGCAACUCAUGUUCGACAGCAUCCGUGAAGUUUUCUGUUUGUUUGGCGCAUCAAACAACCUCUCCUCAGUAAAUGUUUGUGCCAUGAUGCAGUCCUUUCUUUUCCUUCCGAACUUUGUUUGAUUUUGCCAUUUUUUUUUUUUUUUAAAUAAAUCUCUUGUUUUUUUCCACAGUGA
This is a messenger RNA of Mugil cephalus (flathead mullet), 4619 nucleotides long. It is a transcript of the gene rbms2b, whose product is annotated as RNA binding motif, single stranded interacting protein 2b. Gene Ontology annotation, molecular function: poly(A) binding; mRNA 3'-UTR binding; poly(U) RNA binding. The record is from RefSeq and is a predicted model, not a curated record. The transcript has 14 exons. NCBI's taxonomy places the organism in Eukaryota, Metazoa, Chordata, Actinopteri, Mugiliformes, Mugilidae. Gene Ontology annotation, cellular component: nucleus; cytosol; ribonucleoprotein complex. The coding region runs from base 474 to 1691 and encodes 405 amino acids.